This is a messenger RNA of Astyanax mexicanus (Mexican tetra), 5734 nucleotides long. RefSeq names its product carnitine O-octanoyltransferase (gene crot). Gene Ontology annotation, molecular function: carnitine O-octanoyltransferase activity. Gene Ontology annotation, cellular component: peroxisome. Bases 217 to 2055 code for a protein of 612 amino acids. The transcript has 17 exons. The record is from RefSeq and is a predicted model, not a curated record. NCBI's taxonomy places the organism in Eukaryota, Metazoa, Chordata, Actinopteri, Characiformes, Acestrorhamphidae.
CCCGGGCUCUGUGGGCUACUGGGGCAAAGGGUGCUGGAACCGAGCCCGGGGCGGAGCUUCAGCCCAUAACCCCACAACCCGGAUCAUUUCGGUAUUAAACAACAACACCUGCAGCUGCUGCUCAGCACCUGCAGCUCAGCGCGGUGUCUGAGAGUCCGGAUCUAUGGUGCGCUUUUCUCCCUGCAGUUAGAGGCGCUUCCUCACAGGAAGAGAGUCAUGGAUAACCAAAUGUUCGAGUCCACAGCGGAACGUACCUUUCAGUACCAGCAGGGUCUGCCCCCUCUGCCUGUGCCUUCUCUGGAGGGAACGCUAAGCAAAUACCUGGAUGCAGUGAAGCCUUUUGCUUCGGAUGCUGAGUUUCACAACACAGAGGCUAUCGUGAAGCGUUUCGGGGAAGGCAUUGGACGACAUCUUCACCAGAAACUUCUGCAGAGAGCCAGCAACAGACGAAACUGGCUGGAAGACUGGUGGCUGGAUUCGGCGUAUCUGGAGAGUCGAAUGCCGUCUCAGCUUAAUUCCAAUUUCGGUGGUCCAGGGCCUUACUUGGAGCACUGCUGGCCCCCAUGUGAUGGCACCCAGCUGGAGAGAACCAGCAUGAUUGUGUGGCAAACUCUGCAGUACUGGGAGCUUGUCCGCACUGAGAAGCUGGCCAUCCAUAAAGCAGGAAACGUGCCCUUCGACAUGGACCAGUUCCGCAUGAUCUUCUGUACCUGCAAAGUGCCUGGAAUUACCAAGGAUACCAUUCUCAACUACUUCAAGACAGAGAGUGAGGGUCCGUGUCCCUCUCACCUUGUGGUGAUCUGUCGAGGGAGAUUCUUUGCGUUUGAUGUUCUCUGCAAUGGGCGCAUCAUGACUCCUCCUGAAAUACUGAGACAGCUGACCUACAUUAAGGAGAGGUGUGAUGGCGAGCCAGUGGGAGAUGGAGUGUCUGCCCUGACCAGUGAGGAGAGGACACGCUGGGCUGAGACACGACAGCAUCUGAUUUCCAUUGAUCCUGCAAAUAAGACCAUACUGGAGACCAUUCAGAGCUCACUGUUUGUUGUUGCACUGGAUAAUGCCAAACCAUAUAGCACCCCCGAAGACUACACAUCAAUGACCCUCCUGUCUCUCACCGGUGACCCAACUCUCCGCUGGGGUGAUAAAUCCUACAACAAGAUCGGCUUUGCUGAUGGAACCUUUGUUUCAAACUGUGAUCAUGCACCCUAUGAUGCCAUGGUCUUGGUGUCUCUGUGUUACUAUAUUGACCAGAAACUGAAGGCCUGCAAUGGAAAAUGGAAGGGUUCAGAGGUGGUACGUAGUGUCCCUGCACCAGAAGAGCUUGUGUUUACAGUGGAUGACCGAGUCAGGAGAGAUAUCGCACUCGCUAAAGAGCAAUACAGAAAAACUACUCAGGACCUGCAGCUUGUGAGCUACGCGUUCACCUCCUUUGGCAAAACAGAAAUCAAGAAGAGGAAACUUCAUCCAGACACGUUUGUGCAGCUGGCUAUGCAGUUGGCGUACUACAGACAGCACGGAAAGCCUGGUAGCUGCUAUGAGACUGCUACCACACGCCGUUUCUAUCACGGACGCACAGAGACCAUGAGGCCGUGCACGGUGGAGGCCCUGCAGUGGUGCAAGAUCAUGCUCAACCCAAGGGCGAGCAAUGAAGAGAAGAGACAAGCCCUCCUAACUGCCUUCAACAAACAUAACAAAUUGAUGGGCGAGGCACAGAAUGGAAAAGGCUUUGAUAGACAUCUCCUGGGUCUGUACCUGAUCGCUAAGGAGGAGGGGCUUCCUGUGCCUGAGCUUUACUCUGACCCUCUCUAUGCUAAAAGUGGAGGAGGAGGGAACUUUGUCCUUUCCUCUAGUCUAGUUGGCUACACAACUGUUCUGGGUGCCGUCGCUCCCAUGGUGAACCACGGUUACGGCUUCUUCUACCGCAUCCGAGAUGACAGGAUUGUUGCUGCUUGUACGGCCUGGAAGUCCUGUCCAGAGACGAAUGCAGAGACAUUCUUCCACAACCUGUGCACUUCCCUCCAUGAGAUGAUGCAGGUCACCACACUCUCCCAGCUGUAGAGGAAAGCUUCCUGGGAAUGUGUUGUUCUUUGGGUGACACUUGAGUCUCGCCUUGUUUUUAACACCAAUCAGUCGACCAUGUGUAGAUGAGCUAGCACUGACAUAUAAAGUGCCUUCACUUUUAGUUGCAUUAAUACUUUGAGUAUCAGGUGAAGACCUGUGGAAUUACUAGGCUUCCGAGUGAAAUCCUAAAAAAUGUGAUUGUCAGAAAGCACUUGUAACACGAAGAGCAACAGUUAGUAAUUCUAGACUCCUCUCUUCCAAGGACAUUGUGGCUCCCCUGCAGUAAUAAGAUCUAACUAAUGAACUGAACUUAUGCUAGCAGGAAUAUAUAUUGGAAAUGACUGAUUUGUCUUAGACUGAAAAUGAUCAAAACUUUGAAAAAAGGUUUUGUUAAAAUAUACAGCUAUGGGAAAAAAAUAAGAGACCGCUUCUGUUUCUGAAUCAGUUCCUCUAAUUUUUAUAUUUAUGAACUACAGACAACAUUUCUCCCAAAUUCCAAAUAAAAAUAUUGUCAUUUAAAGCAUUUAUUUGCAGAUAAUGAGAAAUGUCUGAAAUAACAAAAAAGAAUGAUGCAGAGCUUUCAGACCUGAAAUAAUGCAAAGAAAACUAUAUAUUUAUAACGUUUUAAGAGUUCAGAAAUCAAUAUUUGGUGGAAUAACCCUAAUUUUUUAAAUCACAGUUUUCUUGCAUCUUGGCAUGUUCUCCUCCACCAGUCUUACACACUGCUUUUGGAUAACUUUAUGCCUGCACUCCUGUGCAAAAAAUCAAGAAGUUCAGUUUGGUUUGAUGGCUUGUGAUCAUCCAUCUUUCUCUUGAUUAUAUUCCAGAGGUUUUCAAUUUGGUAAAAUGAAAGAAACUCAUCAUUUUUAAGUGGUCUCUUAUUUUUUCAGAGCUGUUUAUCUGUUCACACCUUGCAUCUUGUGAUUGGAUUUCGUAAAUCAUAUUCGUUGGAGGAGCUGAUUACGAUAAAGAGUCUUCCAGCCCAAAUCUAGACAAGGUACCUAGAUUGGCCUGUGCAUCAGCCACGAGUUUUGCCUUUAUCCAUUAUCUUGUUAUUGUAGCGCAGAUAAUGGAUGAUGUGGUCAUAGGUAGGUAUGUAUGUUUCAGCAGUGAUAUGGUUAAUGGGGCAGUGCUUUGCUGUAGGAGCUGCGUUAAUACACUUUGCAGUUCACACUACUAUAAUAAUGUGGUCAUAUGUGUGUCUGAUUUUAAUUUGUGUUAAAAUCAACUGAUUUUAACACAAAUAACUGAUUUUAAUUUGUGUGAUAAGAUCACAUGUCGUGCUCCAGACAAGUGCUUCUCACACUGUUCUAGUCGGGGGGCCCUUUGUUUAUGGUAUGUACCACUGCAGACCCCCAACCCUGCAUACUCAAAACCAAAAACUUCAGGUUUUGUAAAGUUUUUCUGGGAUUUAUUUAUGAGGCACCACAUUUUAAAAGACAAAGACACCUGAUAAUGAUAAUAGACAACAGAAAUGUACUGUGUACAGUACAGGCCGAAAGUUUGGACACACCUUCUCUUUUUCAAUGCGUUUUCUUUAUUUUCAUGAUUAUUUACAUUGUAGAUUCUCACUGAAGGCAUCGAAACUAUGAAUGAACACACGUGGAGUUUUAUGAACUUAACAAAAAAUGAGCUGUCCUCCACAGUCACCGGACCUGAACCCAAUCCAGAUGGUUUGGGGUGAGCUGGAGCACAGAGUGAAGGAACUCCUUCCUUCCUUCAAGACUGUUGGAAAACCAAUUCAGGUGACCACCUCUUGAAGCUCAUUGAGAGAAUGAUGCCAAGAGUGGGCAAAGCAGUAACCAGAGCAAAGGGUGGCUAUUUUGAAGAAACUAGAAUAUAUAUAUAUAUUUUUUUAGUAAUUUCACCUUUUUUUGAUAAGUAUAAAACUCCACAUGUGUUCAUUCAUAGUUUCGAUGCCUUCAGUGAGAAUCUACAAUGUAGAUAGUCAUGAUAAUAAAGAAAACACAUUGAAAAAGAGAAGGUGUGUCCAAACUUUUGGCCUGUACUGUAUAUAUAGAUAUAUAUAUAGAUGCAUGUAGUUUUUUUUUUUUUUUCCUGUGGCCUCUCUUGCACUCUAUUGCUGCCUUCUAGGGGUCCACAGUUCCCCCAGUUUGAGAACUGCUGCUCUAAACACAUGAAGCAAAUUCUAAAGAGUAGGUUUAAAAAAAAUACAAAGUGUUCAGUAUAAUGUCCCAAUAUGCUGUAGUACAUCAGUCAGCCCUAACGUUAAAACCACAAACUUAAAAGUUAAUAUAAAAAAUAUUAUCUGGCUACUUUAACAUCUGUCAGGAGGUGGGAUCUACAGUAAUACUACUACAUAUUAAACAGCAGGUCGGUUUUUAAGGUUUAUGUGGAGAAAAAAAUGUGCAAGUGUAAGAAGAAUCUGAGCAGGUUUCACAAGAUCUGUGAUGGGAUAAGAAUAAGAAAUAAGAAAAGGAUGAUUAAAGCACAAGGGAAGAGAAUGUUUCAGAGCUGUGUUGUUGGAACGUGGUCAUACACCAUAUUAAGCAGGUGGUUUUAAUGUUAUGGCAGUUGGUGUGUAGUUACUGCAACAUUAAUUCUGAUAAUUAUAAUAAUAAUAAUCCUUGUGAUAAAAAAAAAAAAAAAACUUCGUUCAAUAAAGUUUAAGAGAAUUUCAGUUGAGCUAUGCAGGCAUGUAUAGAAACUUUCAAGUAGCAAGUUAUUUGUCAUUUUUCCUCCCAAUACAUGUGAAAUUUAGUAUAAUAAUAAUAAUAAUGACUGACUGGCACAGUGGAAGAUCUUUUUUUCUAAGUUUUAAAAAAUGUGUUUUUCUCUAUAUUGUUUGUGAUUUUAGUUUAACUAAAGUUGUCCUUCACAUCCAGACACAGCAGUGAGUGACUAACAGGACGAGCAUCAAAUACGUUAUUCUGUUUCUUUUAAUGAGCCUCAGGACCUUGCUGCCUUAUUCAGAGCCUUUACCCACAUGCGAUUCCUACAGACUAAACUGUCAGCAUUGUGCCAUGGUAGCUCUCAUGAUGAUCCUUUAGGUCUUGCUUUAGAGCAGCUAGUGGGCUUUUAAAACCAAAUGCACAGUAAAUGCACCUGUACACACUGUAUUGUGAUUGUAUUAAUCUGAAACACGAAGAACUCUUAUUUGUGCACAAAUCAAUGCAAAAGCACUGUAAUCAUGCAGCCUUAACAUUUCAGUUCACACUUGUUUUCUGAUUUCUUCUGUUAUAAUUUAGUUUUGCAAAUUACUAGUUACCACUUAUACGUUUUUAUGGCGCCAAGUUUGUUUGUGUCAGACGCUGCACUGUAACUGUAUUGAUUAUUUUAUUCAAAUGAUUUUUGACUCUUUCUCUGCUUUUAGAGUAUAAAAUUAUAGAAUUUCUGUCUGGUUAAAGCUAUUUGAAGAUUUUCUUUUAAAGCAAACGACUUUUAAUGUUUAUUUAAUGAGAGAUCAAAAGAAUGUUGUAAGCAGCAGUUUUGAUUGUUUGAAUCAUAUUUUGGUAUCUUUUAAAAUGACAUUCUCAGUUGAAGAAUAUUAGAUUUUUAAGACAACUAUGAAUCAUACAUUAGUGGAGAAAGGGACCGGUUACAUCCUAACUGCAGCUGCCCUCCCUAGGAAACUGAAGAAAACUAAAAAAUAAGACGCAUGCACUUAAAUUGUCAAUUGGGUGGAUGGCUGAUUUGCUUUGAAAUAAAAAAUGCU